Messenger RNA from Ectocarpus siliculosus, 2186 nucleotides. NCBI's taxonomy places the organism in Eukaryota, Phaeophyceae, Ectocarpales, Ectocarpaceae. The record is from the annotation of a GenBank genome assembly.
AUGUCUGCGUUCGGGCUGGGAGGAGGGCCAGGAGGCUUCGGGGGUAUGGGCAUGGGCAUGGGGAUGGGGGCGCCUCGCGGUUUCGAAGAGCAGUAUCACUGCUACCCUGUCUCUUUUCAGGACAAGGAGCACCUGGAGGCCGGAGACAAGAUUCUCCUCCCUUCCUCGGCCCUUGACGCGCUCGCGAGACAGCAGGUCGAGUACCCCAUGCUCUUCGAGCUGUCGAACCCUUCCCAGGGAAACCGGACCCACUGCGGUGUUCUCGAGUUCUCCGCCCCCGAGGGGAGCUGCUACAUCCCUCACUGGAUGAUGCAGAACCUCUUGCUGGAGGCGGGCUCCCUGCUCACGGUGAAGAACGUUUCUCUGCCCAAGGGCACCUUCGUGAAGUUUCAGCCGCAAUCGGUGGACUUCUUGGAGAUCAGCAACCCUCGCGCGGUCCUGGAGACCACGAUGCGGCACUUCUCCUGCCUAACGGAGGGCGACGUCAUCUGCCUGCCGUACAACGAUCGGAACUACGAGUUGGCGGUGAAGGAGUUGAAACCGUCGAAUGCGGUUGGCAUCGUGGAGACGGACCUCAAUGUCGACUUCGAUGCCCCCGUGGGGUACGACGAGUCGCUGGCGGCUUCCAACGCGGCGGCGGCGGCGGCGGCGGCAGCAGGGACGGGAGGGGCGGUGGCUGGAAGCAGCAGCGGAGCCACAGGGGCGAUCAACAUUCCGGCCCCGGCAUCAGGGAAAGCACCCAAGCCGGUCGACGAAGCGCCGAAGUUCGUUCCGUUCGGCGGGGGCGGGGCUAGGCUUGACGGGAAGAAGACGCCGGCCAAGGGAGCCGAGGAGGAGAAAGAUGACAAGGCUGCUGGCGACGGUGCUCGUCGACCAUCGGCAGCUGCAGCGGCUGCGGAAGCCAGAGCAGCGGCGGCAGCAGCCAGCGGCGGAGGUGGGGCUGGGGCUGCACCAGCCAGACCACCUGUGGGUCUCAGGGCACCCGCAGGGAAAUGGUCCAAGUCGAAGAAGCUGCAGGCUGGCGCCUUCCAGGGAUCUGGGAACAAACUCGCCUAGAUGUUCGUUGUUCCACGUACCCCGCAAGAAGCCGGGGGGGGGGUCUAGCUGUGUGUCCCAUUUUUUGUCAGGGUCGAUGAGAAACUGAGGGGGGUUCUGCGUCUCUUGGUUGUGUCGGGGGCACCGUAGAAAUGGAACGGGAGGGGGGGCGUCCUUGCCGCUGGCGAGGAAAGAACACCCUCGGUUGGUGUAUUUGUUGUUACCGGUUACCGCGACGGUACGUGCAAAGAGGAGGCACGGGUGGCAAUCGGCGCAUCCGUCUCUCUCUCUGUGGUGUGUAACCUCGGCGUGAACUGUCCCACUUCAUUCCGCUCUGCGGCGUGAGCUCGUUGCCCUGUCGCCUAGCCGAGUCGGCUGCCGAGGUGUGAAUCCCGAGCCUUUUUUCUGAGGUGCUCCCCAGACAGCACGCUGCCGGUGUAUAGUACCUCGAUGGCAAUUGUUUAUGAUUUGUUGUUUCGAUGUUGAUGUGCAAAACCGAAAAAAAGAAAUGCGCCGCCGUACGACCCAGCGGCACGAAGUUUUGAUUGCUUUCCGACUCUUGACGCUCUCGAUAUACACCCAUGGAUGUCCUCUGCCAGCGCAUCGUUAGCCACGUUUUUGCAUUGUUUUUGUUUCCUCCUGGUUUCGGCGGUCGGGUGGGCGUGUUUCGUGUAUCAGUGGUGGUGGCUGACCGCAUAAUUUCAUGAUCAUCUGUUCUUGCAUAACAUUUUUUGAGGUGCCUGCCCUGCGCCCUUCGUGUGUUGAUCAGUUGCCAGGGAAAUGGGCCAAGUUGCUUGUGGGCCUUUGUGUCGUACACGCCACGACUUGGGAAAUAUUUUUUUUGCGCCAGGCUUGCGUCUUACUUUCUUGGUGGGUAGCCCAACAGCGACUAUAUUGGUUUUGGUAUGGAGAACGUGCUGUACCCCUUCACCACCAGACCCAACCCCGUGCUGCAUAUUCUCGAACAUGAAGGAAUGAAGCCGCGAGGGUUGCCCUACGAACAGGAGGCCACGUAUGUACAGCAGUAGUUGUCGUUCUGUACCUUAUUUAACCCGAAGUCGUCCAAUUUCUCUCUUUUUUUAGCCUGAACUUCUUAUGUCCCGGGUACCCCCAUGCUUAGUGCUCCUACAGUAAAUAAAUACGUCCUGCCC